AGUCGGUUUGCCAAAUGGUCACAGUGUCUACAAGUCAGCAAUAAAGUUCCAAUAAAGGCACCAUGCCCAAAUUGUUUUUAUUAGUGCUAGUGUUAAACGCGGCAAUUAUAAUAAAUGCCGACCACAAUAAAUACACCAAAGAAUCCAACUUAAGACCCGGUGAGGCCUACGAUUUUAGGCCGACAAAUUUAAAGCACCUCGACAGGCCGUUUAGGAUGGCCAAAUUGAAUUUAUUGUGGAAUAAAGCCAUCGUACGUUUGACUGAACCCAAACUAAAAUCGUUGUUUGGUGAACUAAAAAUACACGACAAAGAGGAAUUGACCUGGAAACAUUUACGUGCCGAAGGCAAAGACAAGGAUGGGCUCAAGGAGGCCGAACUACGUAAAAAGCUCUCCACAAUAAUGUCCGAUUAUGGCCUCAUGGACACCUUUGAUGACGUCCACGAUGACAACAAGAACCAAGCACAUAAACCCCUAAACGAAGCCACCUAUGAGAAACACAGCAAACCAAUAUUUAAAGAUAAGAAAUUGAACAAGUUGUGGCAAAAGGCGGAGAUGGCGGGUUUCACUGCUGAGGAGCUGAGUGCACUGAAAGAGGAGUUCAGCCACCACCAAGACAAGGUCGAUCAGUACUUCCAACUCCUCGCCGACGUCAGAACGAACGAAGUAAACCACGACGAAAAUUCAGUCGACGAUAAGCUAGACAAAUUCAAUGAGAUCGAGUUCAGGGAGGAGGGCGAGCCCAAGAAGGACUACCUGGAUAAAAUAAACUUGCUGCGCGACAACCACAGGGAGAUCAAGGAGCACUUCGACCACCUGUCACUGUUAGCCGAAAGUGGCCCUGCCAGCAGGGAGUUUGUGGAGCCCCGAGUGAACAGGCUGUGGAGGAUCGCGCUGGAGUCUAAUUUCUCCAGUAGCGAGCUCGAAUCCUUAAAGGUUGAGCUGAGACACUACGAAAACCGGUUGCUCAAAUUCAGACACGUACAGGCGGAGCACGCCCUCAAUGAGGAGGAACGCAAGAAGAAGAUCCCCCCAGGUGAAAAACAUUUUGUUUAUUCUACAGUGGAGGAGUCCCUCAAGAAGCAGGCGAGGAAAAUUGAUAAAAUUCAUCUAGAAUUGGAGUCUAGGAUUAUGCAAAAACAUCAGGAGUUGUAAAAUGUUGUAGUGAAGUAGGAAACCAAAGGAGACGCAUUUAUGUUCUCGUAUUGUGUGGAUGUGGCAUUUAUGUUUCGUGUAUUGUGUGUCUGUAGCAUUUAUAUCAGUUUUAGUGCCAAAAAAUUGUAAUUAUACUUAAAUACGUAUUUCAACAACGGUGAUGAAUCUCUACCUCUACAUUGAUAUUAAAUACAUGUUCAAAUUUUAUUAAUAAUUGGAUUUAAUUGUCAAAUUAAUCAAACUUGAUCGUAACUAAUAAACAGUGUUUGCCAAGGUUUUUGGUAA
This is a messenger RNA of Aethina tumida (small hive beetle), 1439 nucleotides long. RefSeq names its product alpha-2-macroglobulin receptor-associated protein. The coding region runs from base 63 to 1154 and encodes 363 amino acids. Gene Ontology annotation, biological process: regulation of receptor-mediated endocytosis. Lineage: Eukaryota; Metazoa; Arthropoda; Insecta; Coleoptera; Nitidulidae. Gene Ontology annotation, cellular component: endoplasmic reticulum; endomembrane system. The transcript has 5 exons. Gene Ontology annotation, molecular function: low-density lipoprotein particle receptor binding; heparin binding; receptor antagonist activity. The record is from RefSeq and is a predicted model, not a curated record.